This is a messenger RNA of Poecilia latipinna (sailfin molly), 1285 nucleotides long. RefSeq names its product microfibril-associated glycoprotein 4-like. Lineage: Eukaryota; Metazoa; Chordata; Actinopteri; Cyprinodontiformes; Poeciliidae. The transcript has 6 exons. Bases 82 to 801 code for a protein of 239 amino acids. The record is from RefSeq and is a predicted model, not a curated record. Gene Ontology annotation, biological process: blood coagulation.
UCAGCCAGUAAACUGAUUGUGGUGUGACUACUCUCCUAAAUAGGCCAGUCGUGUUUCCAAAUAAAAGGAGCUGAUAUCACAAUGACGCUCAGAGUUGUGUUGGCAUUGCUGUUGCCGGCGGCUGCGUAUCAGUCGCCUCGGCCCAGAGACUGCAGCGACGUCUACAGGUCUGGCUCGGGUCUGGACGGAGUUUACGCCAUCUACCCAGCAGGCCCCACCUCUCCUGUGCUGGCUUACUGUGACAUGGGCAAAGACGACCUCGGUAGCUCUGCAGAAAAAUGGACGGUGAUUCAGAGAAGACAGGAUGGCACAGUCAACUUCUUCAUGAAGUGGGAUCAUUACAAAUCUGGAUUUGGGAAUGCUGCUGGAGAGUACUGGUUGGGCCUGGAAGUAAUGCACCUGCUGACUCAAGACAGAAACUAUGAGCUGAGGGUGGACAUGGAGGACUUUGAUGGUCAAAAGGUGUUUGCUCAUUAUUCUGCCUUCUCUGUUGGUCCAGAGUCUGAGGGAUACAAGCUGAACCUGGGAAGUUUCAUAAAUGGGGCAGCAGGAGACUCUCUAAGCUAUCACAGCGGAAAGAAAUUCACGACCACUGACAAAGAUCAAGACGAGCAUGGCUCAAACUGUGCCAGGCUCACAUAUGGUGGGUUCUGGUAUAGGGACUGUUUCAAUGCCAACCCAAACGGUAUCUACACCUGGGGUCCUUCACCCCAUGCAGCUGGUGUCCAAUGGACGACUUUCAAAGGGCUUGACAAUUCUCUAAAAACCAUGAUAAUGAAGAUCAGACCAGUUGAUGGGUAAAACCAGGAGAAAGACAUCAUGAAUAUGGCCGAACGCAUUAACACAUUUCCUUGUUACAGACAACACACAACUCCAGUUGUCUUCAAAUGUUCAAACAACGGAUGGAGAAGUUUUUGAAUUUUAAUGUUUUUGAAAAUGAUUUAUUAAUCCCAAGAGGGAUUUGUGGCUUAUAUUCCCUCUGGAGGCUGCGAAUGACUGGACAACUUUGUGGUUUUGUUGAUUCAUUACACAGACAUGGCAUAUUAUUAAAAAAUCCUGCUAUUGGCCUUAUACACUUUUCAAAUUUGCUAAUAAACUGAAUUUGGGCUUUUUUUAUGUUAUCUGUCAAUCAUGAUACAGAUAAAAACACUAAAGCCGCUCUGGUUGAAUUAAAUUUGUAUAUAUGAGUUUUACCUUCUAAAUUAAAUUAUUGAAAUUCAUUUUUUUAAUGAAAAUUAUACUUCUUAAUGAUGCACUUGUGAAUAAAUGACUUGACUUGAAAACA